This is a messenger RNA of Ochlerotatus camptorhynchus, 3259 nucleotides long. RefSeq names its product anterior open (gene aop). The transcript has 5 exons. The coding region runs from base 560 to 2842 and encodes 760 amino acids. Gene Ontology annotation, cellular component: nucleus. The record is from RefSeq and is a predicted model, not a curated record. Gene Ontology annotation, biological process: cell differentiation; regulation of transcription by RNA polymerase II. NCBI's taxonomy places the organism in Eukaryota, Metazoa, Arthropoda, Insecta, Diptera, Culicidae. Gene Ontology annotation, molecular function: sequence-specific DNA binding; DNA-binding transcription factor activity, RNA polymerase II-specific.
UUCAUCACGGUGGAACACCUGGUGAAGAAGCAGAAGAAGAGGCGAUAAUUGAGCGAAGGUGUUUAGUCGAAAACUAGUUUCGCACAAUUCCGCGCGUGUGGCAUGUGUUUCUAGCAAUUGGUGCUCCUGCUAGUACUACUAACCGAGCAAUUCAACCAAGGGAAAAGAGUGUGUUCAACAGUCGAUAACAUAACUCUUCACACCGAGCUUUUCCGACUUCGACUUUGAACCGGCAGGAUUGGAGAAAGAGUGUGCAAAGCCGGAAAAACUUGUGUAAAUAUUUACAUUUGUACGUUCAAAAAUAAGCGCUCACCGACCAGCGGCAAGUGAUUUAUCGUACGCAGGAAAAUAUCUGUGUGAAAGUUUGUGCUGUCCGCAAUUACCGCAAAACAGAUAUACAUAAACCAGAGAUUGUCGCCAGUGUGGAAAAGUGCUACCUGUUACCUCGUGAGGGCGGAAAAAUGACCUAUACACAAGGGGGAAAAAUUGCCAUUUGAUAGUUUUUUUUUUCUCGCUCUUUAAAAAAAACACUGAGCCGUUGUGUGUAACACAGUAGCCCAUGCUAUCAAGUCUACGCAGGGAUUAUUCGACAGCAGAAGCCGUGCUAUCAUCUAAGCCAACCCAGCACAGCGGCAUCAAGAUGAAGCUGUUACCGAUACCGUUGUCACCGUUGAACCCCCCGGCACCCCUGGGCAUCUGGGGAUCGGAUUUACUAUGGCGGUAUCCACCGGCACCACCCAGCCCACUAGCUGAUCUCAAGACACAGCUACCGCCACAGCUGAACACCGAUCCGCGGAUUUGGGGCCGUGAAGAGGUCGCUAUAUUUCUACGCUUCUGUGAGCGAGAAUUUGACCUUCCCAAAUUUGACGUGGACCUGUUCCAAAUGAACGGCAAAGCUCUCUGUGUACUGACCAAGAAUGACCUCGCAGAACGCAGCCCCGGCGCCGGAGAUGUUCUGCACAACGUUCUGCAGAUGCUCGUCCGCGAUUCACAAACCCUGCAUCGCCAUCUACCGAGCAGUCCGGUAACUCCGACUAGCCGUUAUCCAUUAUCACCUCACAGCCAUCCUCCAACGCCAAACUGGAGCGCCUUAGCCCCUCCAGAUAGUCCUUUCUUCCACAACAGCCACCUGCAACAGUUCAUGGCCGCAUCAAACUCCGUGACUCUCAGCCCAGCGCCAUCCAUCGACUCACAAGCCGGAAGUCCUCCGCAAAGCCACCAAGAGCAGAUGCAGAACGUUUUCCAGAAAUCCUCCAGCAGUAGUAGCAGUACCCACACGCAAAACUCAGGAGGAAGCAGCAAUCAGUCCGAUUCGGACGAGGACAAUUCCACUGCCAGAUACCACCCACUUCCACUGUCCCACCCGGAUAGUAAACUACCCCUACUUACCCAACAAACUCAGAGCCCUCCACUGACCCCAAUAUCCAAGGAAACACAACACCUGGGUCAGUUGCAGCUACUCGACACUAAGACUCUGCAAUACCCAGUAUCAUCGCUACUGAACAAUAGCUCCAGCACAAACAAUAACAACAACAACGGAUCCAGCGCCACAAAUGGCAGCAGUACGAACAACGGAAGCGUAAGCAACGGGAACAGCUCUUCCAUUGGAUCCAAUGGCCAUUCUCUCAACUUGAAAUCGCCUACGCUGUCACCCCCAUCCAGUGCAUCGCCCACUGGGUCCUCUUCGGCACCGAACACUCCGGGAGCAUUUCUUCCGGUCAAGCGAGAGUUCUUUCCCGACGGUCCGGAACCUAACACAAAUGGUAGAUUACUGUGGGACUUUCUGCAGCAGCUGUUGAACGAUCCAUCCCAGCGUUACAGUAGCUACAUUGCGUGGAAGUGCCGGGACACCGGAGUGUUCAAGAUCGUCGACCCUGCCGGGCUGGCGAAGCUAUGGGGCAAGCAGAAGAACCAUCUCUCGAUGAACUACGAUAAAAUGUCCCGUGCGCUGCGGUACUACUACCGUGUCAACAUUCUGCGCAAGGUGCAGGGCGAGCGGCACUGUUACCAAUUCCUCCGAAAUCCAACGGAGCUGAAAAGCAUCAAGAACAUCUCGCUACUUCGUCAAACCAUGGCCAGUCAAAGCGCAAACGGACAAUCCGCGGCAUCGGCCGGCGCAGCCAAUAGCCAUUCGCUGAUGUCCCUCCUGCCAAAUGGUGCUAACAUUCAUCACUUGGCUGCUGCUGCCGCGGCCGCUGCCGCCUCCCAUCAUCAGGCGAACGGAGGUGCUCCGAUUUCGCCGACCGCGCUGCAUCAUUCUCAUCACCAAUCGCAAUCGUCAGUACAAAACUCAGCGCCCUCGAAUGGCGUCGUCAACGGUCACCACAUCAAGAUGGAAACGGACCUGGACGAACUGAAGCCAACCGAUCUGAGUACAAGCGACCGUAAAUAUUACGGUACCGGAUCCAGCGGUGUUGAUUGUUACCCCUUGAUUAGGAACGCAAACGGUCUGACCACCAUCCAGCUGCUACGGCAACAGCAAGCCCAACACUCCCAGGAAAACGGUUCACCACCACCGUCUCCCAGUCAUUUGUCACUCAACUCCCAAUCCCUGCACACCAUCAGCAAUAACCUGCACCACUUGCACCAGCAGCAAAUGCAAGCACAGGCAGCUGCCGCGGCAGCUGCUGUAGCCGCCGCUGAAGCACGGCACCAACAACACCAGGAAGAAGAUCACCGGCUAGAACAACUGGAGCAUGAUCGUGAACACGACCGAGAUCGAAGCCCCUCGCCAGCGGACCACCAGCAGCAGCAGCACCAUCUACAUGCCGGAAAAACCAGCGACGAUGAAAACAUGAUGCCCACGGAUCUUAGCAAAUCCGAUUCAAUGUACUACAAGUAGGCGGUUGUUCCCACUCAAAUGGCAACACUGCUGUGACAAUCAUCAUAUACAGAGGACGCUUCGACGGAAGAUAGCUUGUGCUAUCGGACCACAGCCAGAGACCGGCGUAACGAGAGAUCUCAGCAACCACCGGUGCCAUCCUUCCAUUUACGGUAGAGAGCGAAAAGGCGAUCUCAUUGGCUGUGGUCCAUCCAUGGCUACCUUGAUCUUCCGUGUGUAUAUCACAAUCGACUGAACAAAAAAAAUUAAGAAAAAAGUAAAAAAAAAACAAAAAAAAACACGUGUGAUAGAAACAAAACGGCGGAAAUUGUAAACAAAACAAACAAACAAAAUCCGGAACGGAAAAACAAAUGUGCCAAUCGUUCUCAUUAUUGCUAUCGUUUCAGAGUUUAAUCAUUCAAAGGUGUCUCGCAGGGG